Molecule: messenger RNA, 1317 nt
Organism: Meloidogyne enterolobii
Lineage: Eukaryota; Metazoa; Nematoda; Chromadorea; Rhabditida; Meloidogynidae
Source: the annotation of a GenBank genome assembly
AUGGAGUCCGACAAAAACCUUUGGGAGCUCCCAUAUUACCAUGGAUUGCUACCGCGAGAGGACACUGUUGCAAUGCUGAAGGCGAAUGGCGAGUUCCUGAUCCGAAAGAGUGAGGAGAAUGCAGGCGAUGCAAGAACGUUCGUCCUGUCGGUCGUCUACGGCAACGUCAAGCACUAUAUCUUCCGUGAGGAGAAAGGACGCUUCUCCAUCGACUUCAAAUCAGACAAGGGCUACAAAUCAAUAAGGGAUUUCGUCGACAGCCAUAUGCAAAGCCGCCAACCCGUUUGCCUGGCCAGCCAUGUUAUCAUCACCAAGGCCAUUGGAAGGAAGGAAUGGGAGCUGGCACAUGCGGACAUUGUGAACGGAGCAAAGCUGGGAGCUGGUGCAUUCGGCAUUGUAAGGCGCGGAGAGCUCAAGAUCAGCGGCGGACAGACGGUUAAGGUAGCCAUCAAAGAGGCGACACUGACCAAGUGUACAAAGGAGCAGAUAAAGGAGUUCAUGAACGAGGCCCGUAUAAUGCGCAAGUUCAAGCAUCCAAACGUCAUCCAGUCUUAUGGUGUAGCCGUUGGUCAGGAGCCGCUGAUGAUUGUAAUGGAGCUCGCGACAAAUGGUGCACUGAAGGACUAUCUGCAGGAGAUCCAGAGGAGCCCAAGGAGCAAGCUGUACAUGUGUCUUGGAGCCGCUUCUGGUCUCAGCCAUGUUCACGAGAACAACGUCGUCCACUGUGACAUCGCGGCAAGGAAUUGCCUUUACAGCGAACAAAAGGUCAAAAUUGCUGACUUUGGGCUCGCUCGUGAGUUGCUGCCUGGUGACACGGAAAUCAAGCUCGACAAGGAUCAAAAGCUCCCGAUCAAGUGGUUGGCACCGGAGACGAUGAGGGAUCGGGUCUGCACCAAGAAGUCGGACGUUUGGGCCUUCGGAAUCCUCUGCUGGGAGAUCUUUGCGAACGGCGGUAAUCCCUACCAAAACUUUGGCUCCAAUAACGACGUUGCAAGAAGGGUGAUAAUGGGUGACCGGAUGAAGUUCUCCGACGAAGCACCAGCGGAAUUCUGUGACUUCAUGACGAGGCAGGUUUGGGCCGGUGACGCCGACGACAGAAGUCCGAUGCAGCAAGUGCUUCUAUGGUUCGACAAUAACAUCAAGCGCAUGACCGACAGUCAAAGGAGCCGCAUGGACAACACGAGAGGAGGCAGCUCAAAACCAGCUCGUCCGACGUCAAAGGAGGGAACAACUGCGAAGGAAAAAAGCGGGAGGGAGAAGAAUGAAAGCGGGCGAGAUAAGAGUCAGAAGGGCAAGAAGGGACACCGGAAGGGAUGA